This is a messenger RNA of Fusarium poae, 2292 nucleotides long. RefSeq lists its product as uncharacterized. Gene Ontology annotation, molecular function: DNA binding; DNA-binding transcription factor activity, RNA polymerase II-specific; zinc ion binding. The transcript is spliced from 5 exons. Gene Ontology annotation, biological process: DNA-templated transcription; regulation of DNA-templated transcription. NCBI's taxonomy places the organism in Eukaryota, Fungi, Ascomycota, Sordariomycetes, Hypocreales, Nectriaceae. The coding region runs from base 1 to 2292 and encodes 763 amino acids. The record is from RefSeq and is a predicted model, not a curated record.
AUGAAUAACUCCCAACAACAUUCUAUUCGCUUUGCCAAGAAGCAGGUUUCGAGGAAGAGAGCGACAAAGGCAUGUCUCAAAUGCCGAAAGCGCAAGGUCAGGUGUGAUGUCACCCGCACCUCGACACCUUGCACCAACUGUCGACUCGAUGGUUGCGAAUGCGUCGUUGCUCGUCGCGCAGAUGCUUUCCCCGAGUCAAAUGGCCCCGAGUCUAUCGCCUCAAAUGACAUCCUACGCGAUUGCGAGGCCGUUACAACGGCCGAAUCACCAGCUUCCAGCAAUGACAACCCGUCAUGCCCCAUCGAAGAGGCUUCUUCUGCCCUAUUAAACCUCGAAGAAAGCGAAUACAAAUCACCACAUCAUCGCGACCGGGCAGAUAUCGCUACACCAAUUAACCAGACGCCCGACAAUCCAUUCGACAUCGAGCGCAUAGAGGAAUUAACACCAGCAUCUUUCCAAUCCGCUUCAUCAUUCGUUUCAAAAGAAAGUCUCCAAACUCUUGGCUUCUCAUCCAUUCUUCAAGCAAAGGAGUCUUUUUACACAAAGGCCAAACUAUUAUAUGACUUCUCCACCGACCCCGACCCCGUCUCUAUCGCACAAGCUGCACUCCUCCUUACAUACUGGUGUCCGACCUUCCGCUCCGGCCCUCGAAAGGCAAACAGCAGAUGGCUAAGAAUAGCGAUCCAGCACGCCAAGUCCUGCGGGGCUCAUCAAUACGAAAUGCCCACCUCGGGGCUGACCGUCUCGCAGCAGGAUAUGAAGCGACGAAAUGUCCUCAAGCGUGUCUGGUGGUGCUGCAUUAUCCGCGAUCGUAUCAUGCCGAUUUGUGUGAGAAGGAAUAUUCAGAUCUCAAGUUCGCACUUUGACUUUUCUUCUUGCUCACCAUUGGGAUAUGACGAUUUGGUGGAUGAGCUUGAGUCGUCGCGCGUUUAUAAUAUUGCUACCAAGCACAAACUUAUUCUUGCUUUGGAGAGACUUACAGAGUUGUGUGUUACAUUGACCGACAUUCUCAGUUUGGUCUAUCCAACUGAAAGUAUACCGAUAUUGGACGCCGAGGCACAUUCGUCGGCUUAUGUGCAGGUACAAGAGCACAAAAGGUCCUUGAGGUAUUGGGCUACGGCUACAAGACCACCUUUGGCCCUCAAGGAUCUUACACAAAACGCUGGACCACAUGAAGAUUCUGCAGUGCUAUUUACCAACCUCGUCUGGAUCUACUUCCACGCGAGCCAAGUGGCCCUCUGCAAUUACGAACUUCACCUCGGCCUUGUCCUGGGCCUCAUCACACAGAGACCCAAAGAAACACAAUUCCUUAAAAACAACAGACGAGAUUUGAGAAGCGCUACGAAAGCCAUAGCCGAAUGCUUUGCCCGCUUGCAUCCACACCGUUUAACACGCUGGUUACCGAGUAGCGCAGUAGCAUGUACAGCACUCCCACUCGCAAUGCACAUGGUGGAUAUUAAAAUGUCCGCGGCCUCUUCCGCUGCCGAGAUUUGGUCCCGACCAGACGUUGCUUCGAAACAGUCACGGCUGAAUGUUCUCAUCCAAGUGUUCAGAGAACUACAUCCCAAAUAUGACGGCGUGCAUUCUAUUUCCAAGACAAUUCGGUAUUUUAUGGAAUGUGUUGGUGUCAAUGAGCCCACACAGAUGAUGAUCACAAACGACCAGAGCGAUGUCCUCGCACGAAGCCCUGCCCAGUAUCUACGGCUUGCUUUGACAAUCGACGUGUGCCUCAGCCAAGACCGUCUCGUACAAGACAGCGACUUUCCCGCUGCUCUGAGACGUUACGUCAACAUGAAUCAAUCCCUCAUGCCCAUACUUCUGGGCCAACCCAGCAUUCCCAUACCUAUGCAAAUGACACGGCCAGUAGUGUUGCCCCGUCCAGCAUCGCCUCGCCCGUUAUCGCCUAACACUUAUGCAAAAAGCUUUUCGCGAUGGAUGGAGGAUGAUCCGACGGUCAGCUUCGCCCUUCAGAUGGGAAUCGACGUUGGCACACGACCCCAGGUUGUACAGGAAGUCACUGCAAGGGCGCAGAAGGCGUACUCGGAUAGCACUGAGGAGACUGAAACGUCACCCUCUGACAACUCGCAGGUUGACAGUUCUCAGGGAGAGGAUGAGCAAGUCGAUGAGACUAUUGAUAGGACGAGUGAUGCCCCCAUAGCGGGUAUGACGGAAGAUCUGCUGCAGCGUCUACAAGGCGCGAUAAAUUGGGCUCAGAACGACCAGUCCCUCUCUUUUGCGCAGGAUGUUGGUUUGUUUCCAGAGGGUAUGUGGUUGAACCAGGGAUAUUUGUAA